AUGAAAGAAAUACUCCAAGAACAACCCCAAAUAACAGCUCAACCCCAGACACCUCAGUAUAACAUAGCAGAAGAUCUUUUGAAUCAAUGUUCAAAUGCUACCUAUGUCCAAAUGUUGCAAAUAUCAAAACAAUAUAAAAAUCUUACUCAACCAUUACACUGCCCAAUAAUCCUAAUAGCAAAAACCAAUUUGAUAGAUUCUAAACCAAACUUCAGAACUACUGCUACUAAAUAUUAUAUUCAGAUUAAAAACAACUCAAUUUUAGUGAUUUUAGAUUCAGGUGCUGCUGUGAGUAUUUUAUCCAAGAAGUUAAUAGAUAAACUGAGAUUAAAAAUCGAGGAGCCAUUAAAUGCCAUUGUUGUUAUCACCAAUAGAAGUAGAGAGCAGGCCUUAGAGAAAAUAGAGAAUGUGAGAUUAGCUGUCAGAAGUAUACUAGUCCCACCAGCUUUCAAUAAUUGA
This is a messenger RNA of Cetraspora pellucida, 459 nucleotides long. NCBI's taxonomy places the organism in Eukaryota, Fungi, Glomeromycota, Glomeromycetes, Diversisporales, Gigasporaceae. The record is from the annotation of a GenBank genome assembly.